UUAUAAUUUUUUUUAUAUAAUAUAUAAUUAGAUUCAUGUCUUUCUGAAGAUUUCUCCGAAAGUGAACCUCCUCCGAUAGACCUAAUGGAUACAGAUGGAAACACAAGCGGGACGGGGAACAACGCGCCACCGAAAUUCUUCCUCCCACGGCAAGACCUCCCAGUUAUGCAUCUCCCUAGGUUUGACAUGAGAAACGGGUCACCCGAAUCCGCAUGCAGGCUUGUGGUGAGGCUUCCAGUGGCACAGGGGUAUCACUGGGUGCCUGUGCAGGACAUGCCACCUGAGGCAGCCAUGUCGCACAUUGACGCAUUCAUCAAGAGCCAGCACAUGCAGCUGACAGCACACCCCCCCGCCGGCUGGACCCCAGAUAGGAUCAAGAAGAUUGCCAUCUGCCUGGGGAUCUCUCGUGCGGUCGCCACCGCCAACCACAGGAUCCAGCUGUCUGAUAUCAUGCCAGAAGAAAUGGCCAGCCCAGUGUUCAACUACAUGCCGCCCGCGGUCGGGGCAACAAAAGGGACAAUCGGAAUAGUCCCGGUGCUGAGCGAUGAGAAGAGGGCGUUCGCUGCCCAGCCCAUGGAGUACACUGACGAGGAGAAGGCCGCCAUGGCUGUGCUUAUGAGAUGCUCUCUGGCGACGAUCCCCCUGCAGGGAUACUCUUUGGUUGAAUGCGGGGAACACUACCUAAGCGACAAGGGGACGCAGUCGGGCAAGGCUUUCGCUUCGGUGGAGAGGCAAUUCUGGUUCGAACCUGCUAUCAAGGACUGGCUAGGCGCUGACAUCAAGCAGAUACAGGAUGCCAUGUGGCACAAGGCUACCCACCCGGUGAACUUGAAAGUUAAGUACCGAGCGUGCACAAGCCAGGAGGUCAAGGAGCAGCUAGUGACUGACGGAGUGGGCUCAGCAGCGGUUAGGCUGCCUGCAAUAGAACCAGAGGUCAGAGUAGGGAUGUCUUACAUCGCGCUCUCCAACGUUGUGAGACCCUGUUUCGAGAUGUUCGGAGGGAGUAUGAAUUGCGACCUACUCGAGCUGGCGGUGGCCACCGCGCAGGCAUACCCCCUCGGAACGGAGAACCCCGGAGAGCUACAAAACAGGGACAAGAGGAUCCCACUGAACGUGGUGAACAGGAGGACUGCUGUACACUGGGUCAACUCCGUGGUCAAGCGAAACGCGAAAACCGUUGCGUUUUGCUAUGGCUUCUACAUUGCCAUGUCCGACAGGACCCAGAUGUCUGCAGCUGGCGGAGCGGAGUACACCCUGAGGAACAAGUAUGCGCUCAAAAGGCUGGCCAGAGACCACUUCCUUACGAGAACUAUGGCUGACUAUGCUGCUGCUGUUGCUGUUGCCAACGCCAAGGCAAGAAGCAAGGCUACUUUACAGUGAGCUGUGUGUCUCUGCAGCAGAUAGAUAGGUUUUACUGCUUUCAUCGUUAGGAUUUCCCUUUGCAUUUUGAGUCCUUUUUUAUUUUAAUUAUAACUAUUAAGUAUGAUUUUAAUAUGGGAAAAUUACUUAAAAAGAGACAGUACACAUUGUUGUAAGACUUUUCCUAAAACAAUAGUUAGUUUAUAUUCGUCUUAGGUUAAGUUUAACAAAUGAUG
Molecule: messenger RNA, 1595 nt
Organism: Vigna radiata var. radiata (mung bean)
Lineage: Eukaryota; Viridiplantae; Streptophyta; Magnoliopsida; Fabales; Fabaceae
Exons: 1
Coding region: 85-1380 (431 amino acids)
Source: RefSeq, a predicted model, not a curated record